Molecule: messenger RNA, 1290 nt
Organism: Drechmeria coniospora
Lineage: Eukaryota; Fungi; Ascomycota; Sordariomycetes; Hypocreales; Ophiocordycipitaceae
Exons: 2
Coding region: 1-1290 (429 amino acids)
Source: RefSeq, a predicted model, not a curated record
AUGCCUUUCUUUACAACUUGCGGCGACGUCGCUCCCGAUGGACAGUUUUAUAUUUUAGGCGCCGAAGGCACUGGUAGUACUCCUGCAUGGGCCCAGAUUGACUUGUCCGACUCAAGUUCUCCUAGUUAUGGCAAUGUAGUUGCUUCUGGAACGACCCAUAUUGUCCCUGCAGUUAGGGACUGGGCCUAUGUCCCUGGAGCGGGCAAUUUCUUAUGGACUUAUGCGGAUUCGGGAGCCUCGCCAAAUGUCGUAGGCUUAUUCCGUUGGGAUUUAACGACUCAUGCCUUUACUGGCGUUCGGAAUUUAGCAACAGUUACAAUUAGCUAUACCUCCCACAUUGGAGCCGUUUAUGCAACAGCGGACGGUUAUCUCUACGGCAGCGAUAAUGUUUCUGGCAGAAUUUAUAGGGUUAACGUUACGGGUUCAGAACCUGCUGAGCUCGUUUCAACCGGUCCCCAAAGCGGAGGGAAUGAUGGUGCAAGAUGCCCGACUGUACACACCCUUGCACUACGAGCAUUAUCGUCACUACGUCGAAUCAGAUCGAGCAUUAUCGUCACUACGUCGAAUCAAAUCGUACUUACUGUCACGGCUUCGCAGCCUUCAGAUACGACCGUUACGACUACAGUAUCUGGAACCGCUCCCGGCACCUCGACUAUUACGCCACCGGCUGACUGCACGCAUCCAUGCACGACGAGCAUCAUCGUCACUACGGUACCAGAUACGGCCGUUACCACGACGAUGACUGGUACCGUUCCUGGCACUUCUACAGCGCCUUCUGAUGUAGCCACAACUACUACGGUCUUCGGAACCGCGAGCGGUACGAGCACUAUUACGCCGCCGAUCGAUUGCACGCACCCCUGCACCACUAGCGUCAUCGUCACUGACGUUCCUUCGCCGCUCCCAUGCAGCGUGCAUGGUUAUAUUAUCCAGGCGGGACAGAAUUUCUAUGGCAUCGAUUUAUCAACAAGUCAAUUCUCGCUUAUCAAGAGCGGAAUUGCGCCUGGCGUACGAGGUCCAGGCGUUAUCAAUGGUAUUGGCUAUAACGUCCUUGACAGUUAUGUCUAUGGUUUUAUUCGCACUAAUAAUGAUACCGGUUCGGUGCUCAUCCGUAUUGGAGCUGGGGGCGCGUCAACCCUUAUUGGAUCGGUCGUUCUUAAUGCCGCCAAUGGUUUCCCUGCCGGACCUGUCAACGGAACUAUACGACCAAAUAUUGGCGACAUAACUCCUGAUGGUCAAUUCUGGGUCACAACUGGAAGCGGGUCAGCGGGAGGCUGGCCCAAAUUGAUCUAA